AUCAAGACCAACGUCCGAGCUCUGCUCACCCCGGAGAAACUCAAGGAGCUGCGUCUCAAGUCACAAUACGUGCACAACAAGGAGGUCAAAGCUGCCCUUGGUGUCAAGAUUGUUGCUCCAGGUCUGGAGAAGGCCAUCGCCGGUUCUCGUCUCCUCGUCGCAGGUCCUGAUGAUGAUGAGGACGACAUUGAGGAUGAGCUCGAGAGCGAUCUCGAGUCGCUCUUCAGCAGGGUCGAGAGGACCGGUCGCGGUGUCUCCGUCCAGGCGUCGACCCUUGGUUCGCUCGAGGCCCUGCUGGACUUCUUGAAGGACUGCAAGAUCCCCGUCGCCAACGUGGGCAUUGGUCCUGUCUCCAAGCGCGAUGUCAUGCAGUGUGGUGUCAUGCUGGAGAAGGCGCCCGACUACGCCGUCAUGCUCUGCUUCGAUGUCAAGGUCGAAAAGGAAGCACAGGCGUAUGCUGAAGACAACGGCAUCAAGAUCUUCACAGCAGACAUUAUCUACCAUCUGUUCGACUCCUUCACGAAGCACAUGGACGAACUCCUAGAGAAGAAGAAGGAGGACUCCAAGAUGUUGGCCGUCUUCCCUUGCGUCCUGAAGCCCGUGGCUGUCUUCAUGAGGCACAAUCCCAUCGUCGUGGGUGUCGACGUGGUGGAGGGCCAACUCAAGGUCAACACACCUAUUGCCGCAGUCAAGCACAACUCUACGACGGGUCUCAAGGAAAUCGUGUCUAUGGGCAGAGUAACGUCAAUCGAGCGUGACCACAAGAAGAUGGAUGUCUGCAAGCAGGGCCAGCCCUCCGUGGCCGCAAGAAUCGAGAUGGGUGGCCACCAGCCAUCGUACGGUCGUCAGCUCGAGGAGGCCGAUACCCUGUACAGCAUGAUCUCGCGUGCCUCGAUCGACUGUCUGAAGGAGUUCUACCGCAAGGACGUCAGUAACGAAGAGUGGAAGCUCAUCGUGAAGCUCAAGCCCCUGUUCGACAUUCCUUGAAGAGGCCUACCGGGGAAAACGACGAAAGGAAGGCGUAGUUUGGUCCAAAAAGUGUAUUGUAUCUAUCCAGGUCAUCAGAACGUAGAAAAAUGGCUCCAGUUUGGUUAGUGACGAUCGCAAUGUUCACACGCAUGUUCAGUCUUUGUAUGGC
Molecule: messenger RNA, 1138 nt
Organism: Cryphonectria parasitica EP155
Lineage: Eukaryota; Fungi; Ascomycota; Sordariomycetes; Diaporthales; Cryphonectriaceae
Product: translation initiation factor IF-2 like protein
Exons: 2
Coding region: 367-987 (206 amino acids)
Molecular function (GO): translation initiation factor activity
Source: RefSeq, a predicted model, not a curated record